Aspergillus puulaauensis is the source of this 1494-nucleotide messenger RNA. Its product is annotated as FAD-binding oxidoreductase. The transcript has 5 exons. The coding region runs from base 1 to 1494 and encodes 497 amino acids. The record is from RefSeq and is a predicted model, not a curated record. Gene Ontology annotation, molecular function: FAD binding. Lineage: Eukaryota; Fungi; Ascomycota; Eurotiomycetes; Eurotiales; Aspergillaceae.
AUGCGCCUCAUUAACGCCCUCGGGCUGAGCCUCCUCUCUCUCGCCAGCGGCUCAUCCGCAGACUCCAAGGGCUGCGACGCGCUGAAGAGCUGCCUCGGCGACUCGGUCUUCUUCCCCUCCGACAAGGUCUACAGCCAUGAGUCGCAAAACUUCUGGUCCAACACGGAGAUCCUGUCCCCGGCGUGCGUGUUUCGUCCAGACUCGGCGCAGCAGCUCGGCGAGGGCAUUAAGCUGUUGACGGAGAGGCAGGCGAACUUUGCUGUGCGCGGUGGUGGCCAUAUGGGCAUCAAGGGUGCGAACAAUAUCGACGAUGGCGUGCUGAUUGUCAUGUCGGCGCUGAAUACGCUGGAGUUGUCGGAGGACGAGUCCAUCCUGCAUCUUGGGCCGUCGUACCGGUGGAGCGAUGUAUACUCGUUCCUGGAACCGCACGGACUUGGUGUCGCUGGUGGUCGUCUCGGUCCUGUCGGUGUGCCUGGCCUGCUCCUUGCUGGUGGCGUCAACUUCUACGGUAACCAGGUUGGCUGGGGAUGCGACACCGUCGUCAGCUAUGAGGUUGUCCUGGCCGAUGGGUCCGUCGUCGAGGUCGACAAGGACAGCUAUCCUGAUCUGUUCUGGGCGCUGAAGGGCGGCAGCAGCAACUUUGGCUUGGUGACUCGGUUCAGCCUGCAGACCGUCAAGUCGCCGCUGGUGUGGGCUGGUUCGUACACGGUUUCCGAGGAGUACAUUGACCAGUUCUUGAAGGCUGUGGCCACGUUCUCUGCGGACAUCUCCGAUCCCAAGACGCAUAUUGUGCCUGCUCUCGCUCCCUCGCCUGGCUCAGCAACUCUGGCCUCUGUCAUCCUCUUCCACGACAGCGACAGCGUUGCGUUCCCCGAGGCCUUCAAGCCCUUCACCGACAUCCCCGUCUACGCCAGCACGCUGGGCUUCAAGACCCUGGCCCAGUUCGCCGACGAGCUCGGCCAGAUGGUCAUCGACGGCAUCAAUGACGUCUUCGUCGCCGGCACGGUCACCGGCACAACCUUCGACGAGCUGCACCGCGGCGUCAGCAUCAUCAACAGCACCUUCUUCGACCGCCUUCCAGCCCUAUACGACCAGGUCCCCGCCGACAACAUCAAGGCCAUCCAGCUCGACUGGCAGCCCAUCGGCAAGCUGUGGCUGGACGCCUCCGCCAAGGCCGGCGGCAACGCGCUGGGCCUGGACCCGGCCAAGGUGUAUCUCGCGUACGCUGAGGUUGUCGAGUGGACAGGUGCCGAGUACGACGAGGUUGUCAUGCAGUGGGUCGAGGAAACCACGUAUGCGAUUAACAAUGCGACCCUGAAGGAGGGCCUGUAUGACCCGUUCAACUACAUGGGCGAUGCGGCGGGCUUCCAGGCCAUCUUCCCUGGUUAUGGCGCUGCGAAUCACCAGCGUCUGGUCGAUGUUGCGCAGAAGUAUGACCCGAAUGCGGUCUUUCAGAACCUGAUGCCUGGCGGGUUUAAAGUGUAUUCGCCAUAA